Messenger RNA from Monosiga brevicollis MX1, 537 nucleotides. RefSeq lists its product as uncharacterized. The annotation marks the transcript as partial. Lineage: Eukaryota; Choanoflagellata; Craspedida; Salpingoecidae. The record is from RefSeq and is a predicted model, not a curated record. The transcript has 3 exons.
CUAACCCUAACCCUAACCCUAACCCUAACCCUAACCCUAACCCUAACCCUAACCCUAACCCUAACCCUAACCCUAACCCUAACCCUAACCCUAACCCUAACCCUAACCCUAACCCUAACCCUAACCCUAACCCUAACCCUAACCCUAACCCUAACCCUAACCCUAACCCUAACCCUAACCCUAACCCUAACCCUAACCCUAACCCUAACCCUAACCCUAACCCUAACCCUAACCCUAACCCUAACCCUAACCCUAACCCUAACCCUAACCCUAACCCUAACCCUAACCCUAACCCUAACCCUAACCCUAACCCUAACCCUAACCCUAACCCUAACCCUAACCCUAACCCUAACCCUAACCCUAACCCUAACCCUAACCCUAACCCUAACCCUAACCCUAACCCUAACCCUAGCGUGUGGGAACGCGCGACAGGCCGGUGGUAUGUACGAUCGCUCACAGAUGGCAGAAUCAAACGCUUUGAUGGCCUUGGCCGAAGUGGCCGAGCAGUUUCGAGCAGAAGUGGCCGAGCACUGUUGA